CAGGGCGGAGCCGCCGUAAGUGCAGACUUUGGGGCGUGUGGGGCUCCGCUGGGAGGCCUAAGACUGCCGAGCUGACUGGCGGAUAGGCUGGCAGGCGCGAGCAUGCGGUUCUGCGCCUUUCUGACGGCGGCGGCAGCGGCCCUAGCCACGGUGUGCGUCCUGGCUCAGCGAGCGCCUCCGUUUACGGAAGAUUGCAGAAAAUCAACCUAUCCCCCUUCUGGACCCACGUACAGGGGCCCAGUACCUUGGUAUACCAUCAAUCUUGACUUGCCCCCAUACAAGCGAUGGCAUGAAGUUAUCACAGACUUGACACCAGAGGUCCGUCAUAUUGUGAAGGAUUUGUUGGACAUGGUGAAUGCUUUCUUCCCUAGUGGAAAAGUUACGAAGAUGGUAGAUGAGCGCUUGCCUGCCAUGCUUGGCGUCCUUCCCUACCCAUUUGAAGAAGAAAUUAAAGGGAUUGCAGAUGUGUCCGGAAUUCCCCUAGGUGAGAUUAUUUCAUUCAACAUUUUCUAUGAACUCUUCACUUUCUGCACAUCCAUAAUAGCAGAAAAUAAGAAAGGUCAUUUGUUCCAUGUUAGAAAUAUGGAUUUUGGUAUCUUUCUUGGGUGGAACAUGAACAAUAAUUCCUGGACCGUGACAGAAAAUCUGAAGCCAUUAACAGUGAAUUUGGAUUUCCAGAGGAAUAAUCAAACCAUCUUCAAAGCUACAUCAUUUGCAGGCUACGUGGGCACAUUAACAGGCAUGAAGCCGGGUGUCUUCAGCCUGACCCUGAACGAACGCUUCAGCUCGAAUGGGGGCUACAUGGGCAUCCUGGAAUGGAUACUGGGCCAAAGAGACGAAAUGUGGAUAGGGUUCCUCACCCGAAGAGUGCUGGAGAAUGCCACCAGUUAUGAAGAUGCCAAGAACAUGCUGAUUAAGAACAAAAUCUUGGCCCCGGCCUACUUCAUUGUGGGAGGCAACAAGUCUGGCGAAGGCUGCGUCAUUACUCGGGGCAGGAAAGACACCCCAGAUGUCUAUGAGCUCAGGCCCAAGGAGGGCAGGUGGUUUCUGGUGCAGACCAAUUAUGACCGCUGGAAAAAUCCCUUCUUCCUGGACAACCGGCGGAAGCCCACGUUCAUGUGCUUAAACCAAACCACCCAGGAGAACAUCUCCUUGGCCUCCUCCUAUGACAUCCUGUCCACAAAGCCAAUUCUCAACAAGGUAAUGAGCCCUCGGGCCCCAGUGGGACCUCCUUCCCUGGGAUGGCCUGGGCUGCGGUGGGCUUGGUGGCACCCUUUUGGGGUGGUGGCGUCCCGAGGGUACUGCCUGCUGUGGUCUGGGACAAGCCGGACAGGAAUCAUCUCAAAUGGACCUUUGGUCGGGUGGUGACCCGUUGAGGCCAUUCCUGGGACUGGCGUGUGCCCCCAGGGGGGGUGGGCAGGGCUAGAGAUGCCGGGGUCCAUCCUGGACACCCCCCACAUUCUAAGGGCCGACUGCCCUGUUGUGGGGGCGUGAGGGAGCAGGCUCGCCCGAGCUGGGGUUCCACUUGGGGCACCAAUGGCAUUUCUUUCAGCUCACGGUCCACACCACCCUGAUCGACUUGCCCAAUGGUGUGUAUGAAACGUAUCUGCGGGAUUGCCCGGACCCUUGCAUCGGCUGGUGAGCAAACGGGUGUCUGGCCUGGAGCGGGAUCUCAGGCUCUUCUGCCCCACGGGGGAGCUCUGUGAAGGUGGGCACCCGGGCCCAGCUGCAGAAGACAGUGAGGACCCCAGGCUUGACCUGCAUCCCCCCUGAGCUUGUGCUGGUUGACAAUCCACGGAGUUUCCUUUAGCACUAACCUCUGUGAUUCUUUCUGAACUUGCGGGUAACUUAGGAACCAGAAGCAGCAGCCCCUCCUUUGGCACCCAAGUGGCUGGGUUUGCUCUUGGAUCAGGGACCUCUAGUGCCCCUCAGGGAGGGCAGAGGGGGUCCUGCAGGGCCAGACUGUCCGCCAGCCCCUGAGCACUCCAGGGACCAUGAGGGGAUGGCGGGCCCCUGAAUGGGAAGGUGGGACUCAGCUUCUCACCCAUCCAAGCAACCACGGACUUGUUUUUCUUCCUGUUACAAUAAACACGCUGCCUAACUA
This is a messenger RNA of Monodelphis domestica (gray short-tailed opossum), 2104 nucleotides long. NCBI's taxonomy places the organism in Eukaryota, Metazoa, Chordata, Mammalia, Didelphimorphia, Didelphidae. The record is from RefSeq and is a predicted model, not a curated record.